Messenger RNA from Centruroides sculpturatus (bark scorpion), 721 nucleotides. Its product is annotated as multidrug resistance-associated protein 4-like. The coding region runs from base 8 to 721 and encodes 237 amino acids. The record is from RefSeq and is a predicted model, not a curated record. Gene Ontology annotation, cellular component: membrane. The transcript has 5 exons. Gene Ontology annotation, molecular function: ATP binding; ATP hydrolysis activity; ATPase-coupled transmembrane transporter activity. Gene Ontology annotation, biological process: transmembrane transport. NCBI's taxonomy places the organism in Eukaryota, Metazoa, Arthropoda, Arachnida, Scorpiones, Buthidae.
UUUCCAGAUGAACUCUGUUAAACGUAUACUGAAUUAUACCAAAUUGAAAUCAGAAGCAUCAUACGAAAGUUCUCUCGAUAAACAGCCACCCCCAGAUUGGCCACAAAAAGGAGAAAUUCACUUUGAUAAUGUUUCUUUACAAUAUUCGAAGGAUAAAAAUACUGUUUUAAAGCACUUAACAUUUCGUAUUUACUCAGGAGAAAAGAUAGGAAUUGUGGGCAGAACAGGAGCAGGAAAAACUUCUAUAAUUGCUUCAUUAUUUCGCAUGACAGAGCCGACAGGGACAAUAACCAUCGAUGGAGUUGACGUUAAAGAUAUCGGACUUCGGGAUCUUCGUAGCAAAAUAUCUAUCAUUCCUCAAGAUCCGAUGUUAUUUACCGGUCCUCUUCGAAGAAAUAUCGAUCCUUUCAAUGAAUAUUCGGAAGAAAAUCUGUGGCAAGCCAUUGAAGAGGUGCAAUUAAAAGAAGUAAUUAGUAAAUUACCUGGCGGAUUGGAUACACAUUUAUCAGAAGGAGGACGAAAUUUCAGCGUUGGGGAAAGACAGUUAAUUUGCCUUGCCAGGACCAUUCUUCGUCAGAAUAAAAUUCUUGUCAUGGACGAAGCAACAUCCAAUAUUGAUAAAAGAUUGAAUAUUAUUCAAUUAACUGUUAGUUUGUUUUAUUCGCAAUUGUUUCCAGAUUCAGUUAUAGAUCACGAAAACUUUGUUCAAGUUAGGCAUUAA